AUGAAAUUAGAUGAAAAUAAUGACAAGAAAAAUGAAGAAGUUGAACAAAAAAAUAUAUCUCAAAGGAUGAAAAAAUUAUGUUCUAUAUUGAAUAGUCCCAUUAUAGAUAUAAAUGAAUUAAAAAACAUUUUGUGGGGGGGUAUAUCAGACGAAGUACCUUUUAUGGUUAGAGAACGAUGUUGGAAGCUAGCGCUUGGAUAUUUACCUUUGAAUACUGAUGAUACUCAAAAAGUAUUAAAAAAGAAAAGAGAUGAAUAUGAAAAUUUAAAGAAGCAAUAUUAUAAUAAAAUGAAAUUAUCAGAAGAUGAAUUAAAAAUAUUACGACAGAUAAAAGUAGAUAUCCCAAGAACGAAAUCAUGUUAUAAUAUAUUUAUUAAUAAAAAAAUACAACAAUUGAGUGAACAUGUUUUAUUUAUAUAUUCGGUUAGACAUCCAGCAUGUGGUUAUGUUCAGGGUAUUAAUGAUUUAAUAACCCCAUUUUUGGUUGUAUUUAUAAGACCAAUAAUAUUAAAAAAAGAAAUAAAUUCUGAUGAUAUAGAUAAUAUGACAGAUGAAGAUUUAAAGAAUGUUGAAUCAGAUUUAUAUUUCUGUCUAUCUAAAUUAUUAGAACAAAUACAAGAUAAUUAUACAUUUGGUCAACCAGGAAUACAAAGAGCUAUAAUAAAAGUUAAAGAAAUUGUUAAAAGGAUUGAUAAUUCAUUAUUUAAUCAUAUAUAUAAUAAUAAUAUUGAUUUUAUUCAAUUUUCAUUUAGAUGGGUUAAUUGUCUUCUAUUAAGAGAAUUUCCUAUUAAUAUAUCAGUUCGAUUAUUAGAUACAUAUAUAAGUGAUAUAUCUGAUAUAUUUACAGAUUUUCAUCCAUACAUAUGUGCAGUUUUUUUAGUACACUGGUCAAAAAAUCUACAAAAAAUGGACUUUCAACAAAUGCUAUUAUUUAUGCAAAGAUUUCCUACGCAAAAUUGGAAAAUACAAGAUAUAGAAUCUAUUUUGUCAGAAGCUUUUGUUUUAAAAAAUGCCUUCCAGUCUUCACCCAAGCACUUCUCAUAA
Molecule: messenger RNA, 1044 nt
Organism: Plasmodium gaboni
Lineage: Eukaryota; Apicomplexa; Aconoidasida; Haemosporida; Plasmodiidae
Product: putative TBC domain protein
Exons: 2
Coding region: 1-1044 (347 amino acids)
Biological process (GO): activation of GTPase activity
Molecular function (GO): GTPase activator activity
Source: RefSeq, a predicted model, not a curated record